Jaculus jaculus (lesser Egyptian jerboa) is the source of this 1846-nucleotide messenger RNA. RefSeq names its product sphingolipid transporter 3 (putative) (gene Spns3). The coding region runs from base 1 to 1728 and encodes 575 amino acids. Gene Ontology annotation, molecular function: transmembrane transporter activity. Gene Ontology annotation, cellular component: membrane. NCBI's taxonomy places the organism in Eukaryota, Metazoa, Chordata, Mammalia, Rodentia, Dipodidae. The transcript has 11 exons. Gene Ontology annotation, biological process: transmembrane transport. The record is from RefSeq and is a predicted model, not a curated record.
AUGACAAAGAGGUCGUGGAGGGCCAAGACACCGCCUCCAAGUGAAAGCAGGUGGUCUGAGUGUAAAGAGGCCAUAAGUGGUAGAUACCGAGUUUUUGGCCAGCAGCCAUUUUUCAUCUGCUGCCUGCUGGUGUCAGCACCUGUAUUUGGCUACCUGGGUGACCGCCACAGCCGCAAGGCCAUUCUGAGCUUGGGGAUCUUCCUCUGGUCAGGGGCUAACCUCUCCAGCUCCUUCAUCUCCUGCCAGGUUCCUGUAGUCCCUUUGACACAUCCUUGGGUAUCUAGCCCCGUGGACAAUUUCUGGAACCUACAGUGGUCUUGUGCCUGGCUUUCUCAGUAUUCCUGGCUCUUCUUCCUGUCCCGGGGAGUCGUAGGCUCUGGUGUGGCCAGCUACUCCACCAUUGCACUCACUGUUCUGAGCGAUCUCUUUGUGAGGGACCAGAGGAGCCGAGUGGUGGCUGUCUUCUACACCUGCAUUCCGGUUGGAAGUGGUCUGGGCUACAUGCUGGGGUCGGUUGUGGCAGACCUGACUGGGAACUGGCGUUGGGCCCUCAGGAUCAUGCCCUGCCUGGAGGCCGUGGCCUUGAUCCUGCUCAUCCUACUGGUCCCAGACCCACCCCGAGGAGCUGCUGAGAAGGGAGAAGUGGCUGUAGGUGCCCAUCUGAGCAGCUGGUGGGAGGAUGUCAGAUAUCUGGGGAAGAACUGGAGUUUUGUGUGGUUGACCCUUGGAAUCACAGCCAUAGCAUUCGUGACUGGAGCCCUGGGCUUCUGGGCACCCAAGUUUCUGUUCGAAGCCCAUGUUGUCCAUGGGCUGCAGCUGCCCUGCUUCCAAGAGCCGUGCAGCAGCCAGGACAGCCUGAUUUUUGGAGCCCUCACUGUGGCGACUGGCAUCAUGGGUAUCAUCCUGGGGGUCGAGGCAGCCAGGCGGUAUAAGAAAGUGAACCCCAGAGCCGAGCCCCUCAUCUGUGCCUCCAGCCUGCUGGCCACAGCUCCUUGCCUCUAUCUGGCUCUCAUCCUGGCCCCAACCACCUUCCUGGCCUCCUAUGUGUUCCUGGCCCUGGGAGAGCUGUUUCUGUCCUGCAACUGGGCAGUGGUUGUCAACAUCCAGCUGUCCGUGGUGGUACCCAGGUGCCAGAACACAGCACAGGCACUUCAGAUCACAGUGGGCCACAUGCUGGGAGACGCUGGCAGCCCCUACCUCACGGGACUUAUCUACGGCACCCUGAGGAGUGGGCGCCCCAACUCCUACCUGCAGCACUUCCUCAGUCUGCAGCAGAGCUUACUGUGCUGUGCCUUCGUCAUUGUGCUGGGUGGCGGCUGCUUCCUGCUGAUGGCGCUGCACAUGGAGAGAGACCAGGCCUGGGCCCAGUCUGCCGCAGGAGCCUUGGACAGCAAGAAUAUGGCCACAAAGGACGUUGAGCGCCAAGCCCCGCUGUCGGCCAGCGCCUCCACAGAGGAACUCUGUCUGAGUCCCUGUCCUGCAGGGAUAGGGCCCUACUCGGCUCACACGUCUGAUGGCCCCACCCACCCUGGCUGUGACUCGGGGAUCCCAGUGGAGCUGCACCUGCCACUUGUUCACUCCCAGCAAGGGAGCUGGCAGAGUGGGCCCAGUGCUGGGCUUGGGAUUGAGUUGUUAGCACCUUCCAGGGAAGAUGGGGCCCGCCCUGCACCCAGCAGCAGGCUCCUCCCACGCAGACCCUCAGCUUGGCUUCUCAGAGGCUCCCAUUAAAAGGGCAGUGCAGGGCUGGGGAGAUGGCUUAGCGGUUAAGCACUUGCCUGUGAAGCCCAAGAACCCUAGUUCGAGGCUUGAUUCCCCAGGACCCACAUUAGCCAGAUGUACAAGAGGG